AUGCCGCCUCGUCGCGCAUGCGAUCUGUGCUACAAGCGCAAGAUACAAUGCUCCAUCAAAACACCAGGCGAGCCCUGCGAAUGGUGCGGUAGUCAAGGCCUUACCUGCACCUUUGAUCGAGUCAUACCCAAGGACCCCAAGAAAAGGUCCACUGCAGACAUCGUCGAAGAGCUGUCACAUCGCGUUGAAGAGCUGGAGGGAGCUCUGCGCGCGUCUAACUCUAAUGGAACGUCACCCCGAUCGGCAACGACACCUGGACCGCCUCCAGGGCGACGUGAAAUCAUUCUCCCCGUGGGCGUGGCCACCAAUCGGAUUGCACCCACCCACAAGCUGUCGAGAUGCCAGCUUGGAAACAAUUGGUACUUCAAAGGCAUAGGGAUCCUUUCACCACGAGGGCACGACUGGAUUUCCUACGGCUCAGGUGAAGCCGUGUUCUUGGACAAGUUCGACCUUUUCCGCAACCCGCCCAUUCGCAAACCGCUGCCGAUUUUGCCGCCGCAGCCCAGAUCGCUGCCCUCCGAGAUACGAUAUUAUGCGGAUGUUUUCCUCGGAUCCAAGGCGGCCAUGGUGUUUCCAAUCCUUGGCACAACCCUACUGGAGAACACCAUUCAGAGAGCUCACAGCAACGAGCAUCCAGCGGCCGAGGCAUGCCUCUGGGCUAUGCUUGCCGUGGUGAGCAUCUCUUCCGACACGCGACAAAGCGCUCAAGAUUGCGCCCACCAGGCGAAAUACUUGCUCAAUCUUCAUGACGAUGUCUGUGAUAUAGACAGCUUGCAGGGCACUCUGCUACUUUGGGCUUUCCAAAAGAUGAAAGGGCAGUGUCGUGAGGCCUCAGUGACUUUUGCAAGCGCGAGCCGCAUGGUGUGUGACCUCGGUGGCCAUGCACCACUGAAGAGCCUCAACAUUCUGCCGCAACAUAUCCCUGCAUUUGACGAGGCGACCAGAACCCAUAUCCGAAAGCUGUUCUGGCUAUGCUACUGUUUCGAUAAAGACGCGUCUUUGCGGACUGGCAGGCCGCCGCUACUGAGCUACGAGUACUGUGACAUUGGAGACCCUAGCGAGCUGCGUGAUCAAAAGUCAUGGCACAAGCAACCGCGAGACAUAUACCUCGCAGUCAUUAAGGAAAGAGCUAAUCGUUUGCUAUGCUCGCCACGAGCUUUCCAGCAAACCGAGGGCGAACUUUUAGCGCAUGUCCGACAACUCGACGAUGAGCUCGAAGAGUGGCGACUGUCAAUCGAACCACCGUACCGCCCACGACUAUCCAUCCCGCCCGACUCAUCCCUGUCCGUGCCUUCAGCGAUGAGGGCAGAAGACAGAACGCACAUAAUCAACUUGCAGUUGGACUACUUGUUCACCAUGAUCCACAUCCACACCAUGGUCAGGAAAUGCGGCGAUCUGGAGCAGAACCUGCCUGAUGACCUGCACAGCGCUGUGGAGUCAAGUGCGGACCUGUCUCUCGAGGCUGGACGCUCUAUCUUCCGCUUCUUUGAUACCAUCAUCGGGUUCUGGCAGCAAGAAUCCAUGUGGAUCGUGUCGCACUAUGCGCCGAUGGCAGCGAUGCCGCUGUUUGUCAACAUGCUGAUCCAUCCUCUCGGUCACCCGGCCGACAACGACUUGCAAAUUUUGGGGUCGAUUGGUGAAAUCUCCCGCAAGAUACCCACGGACAAAUUGUCUGCCGAGGAGAUCCAGCAUAUCCAAGAGAUUGGCGACUUUAUCAUGGAGCUGAUUCGACUUUGUCACGGUGCAGCGUGGAAGGUCAAGAAGGGCGAGAGGCCUCACGACCUCGAUUUGCUUGACAGCUAA
This is a messenger RNA of Emericellopsis atlantica, 1803 nucleotides long. RefSeq lists its product as uncharacterized. The record is from RefSeq and is a predicted model, not a curated record. Bases 1 to 1803 code for a protein of 600 amino acids. The transcript has 3 exons. Lineage: Eukaryota; Fungi; Ascomycota; Sordariomycetes; Hypocreales; Bionectriaceae. Gene Ontology annotation, molecular function: DNA binding; zinc ion binding; DNA-binding transcription factor activity, RNA polymerase II-specific. Gene Ontology annotation, biological process: regulation of DNA-templated transcription; DNA-templated transcription.